Messenger RNA from Jatropha curcas, 1064 nucleotides. It is a transcript of the gene ABP1, whose product is annotated as endoplasmic reticulum auxin binding protein 1. Lineage: Eukaryota; Viridiplantae; Streptophyta; Magnoliopsida; Malpighiales; Euphorbiaceae. Gene Ontology annotation, biological process: unidimensional cell growth; positive regulation of cell division; cytokinesis by cell plate formation. Gene Ontology annotation, molecular function: auxin binding. The record is from RefSeq and is a predicted model, not a curated record.
AAGAUCCAUCCAGAAAACCCAAACUGGUACCACACGGUCCACACCAGCGUAUAUAGAUUCUCUAUGGCAGAGGUCCUGGUGCUUGCAAGUGGCAAGAACGAUUCUGGAGUUGGAAAAUACAGUGACCUGGAGUGGAAUUAGCGAGAAAGAUGGCUUGUCAAUGGCAUUUCUUAAGCUUUCUCUUUAUAAGUUUGCUUCUAUUCCCUGCAACAACUAAGGCUUCGAAAUGUUCAAUCAGUGGGUUACCGCUCGUGAGGAAUAUUAGUGAGCUUCCUCAGGAUAGUUAUGGAAGGGGAGGUUUGUCUCAUAUUACAGUUGCCGGUUCUGCCUUGCAUGGAAUGAAAGAGGUGGAGGUAUGGCUUCAAACAUUUUCUCCAGGUUCACAAACCCCAAUCCACAGACACUCUUGUGAAGAAGUUUUUGUGGUCCUAAAGGGAAGCGGCACUCUCUAUCUUGCUUCAAAUUCACAUGGGAAGUAUCCUGGAAAGCCGCAAGAACAUUUCAUUUUUGCCAAUAGCACGUUUCAUAUACCUGUCAACGACGCUCACCAGGUCUGGAACACAAAUGAACAUGAGGAUUUGCAAAUUCUUGUCAUAAUAUCUCGUCCACCUGUCAAAGUGUUCACGUACGAUGACUGGUUCAUGCCCCAUGUUGCAGCAAAAUUGAAGUUCCCCUACUACUGGGAUGAACAGUGCCUUCAACUUCAAGCUUCUCCAAAAGAUGAGCUUUAAUCACAAACCUUACUUUUGAACUUUGAUUACACGAGCAUAGUAAUUCUGUUGUGAACUGAUAAAAUACUUGAUAUGAAAGUUCACUUAACAAAGAGCGGAACAGAGAUAUUCUUGUUUGUACAACCAGAAUCUGAGAAUGUAAAGUUGUAUAUUCUAGUUAGACUGUCCCUAACAAGGAGUGGGCUUUGAUUCUGAGUGAUCAUUGCUUGGACAAUAGCUGAACAAAGGCUGCGUGCAAAACAAAGUGUGUUUGUCUUGAGGUCACGUGCAGAAAGAAUACGACAGCAAUAGGUACAUUGAACGUGUUUCUGGCAUAUUCUUUUAGCUGAGAAA